AUGGUGUUGCUGGAGAUCGUGAGCGGGCAGCGCAACUUCGAUGUUUCGGAUGACACUGGCCGGAAGAAGUUCUCGGUGUGCGGGUACGAAGAGCUGGAGAAGGGAAACAUCAAGAGCACCAUGGACAAGAGGCUCGCCGAGCAGGACGUGGACAUGGAGCAGCUGAAGAGGGCGCUACUGAUUCUCACAUAUCAGGUAGUCAGAGCAAAGAAGAAGGAUACAGGAAAUGUAUAUGCUUUGAAAAUUAUGGACAAGAAGUUCAUUGCAAAAGAAAAUAAAGUAUCCUUUGUAAAGAUGGAGCGUAUAGUACUUGAUCAAUUAGAUCAUCCUUGUAUAAUCAGGCUGUGUUUUACAUUCCAAGAUACACACUCUCUUUACAUGGCACUUGAGUGUUGUGAAGGUGGGGAGCUAUUUGACCAAAUAACCAGGAAAGGAUAUCUAAGUGAGGAUGAGGCUCGCUUCUAUGCUGCUGAAGUUGUUGAUGCUUUAGAAUAUAUUCAUGGUGUAGGAUUAAUUCAUCGGGACAUCAACGUAAACAGCAGAUAUCCAGAGAACUUACUACUCACCGCUGAUGGACACAUUAAAAUUGCUGAUUUUGGCAGUGUGAAGCCAACUAGGGAUAGCCAAAUGACAGUUCUUCCAACUUUCACCAGGAACGACCUUUGGGCUCUUGGAUGCACCCUAUAUCAAAUGCUUUCUGGUUCAUCUCCCUUUAAAGAUGCCAGUGAAUGGCUAAUUUUCCAAAGAAUCAUAACAAGAGACCUCAAGUUUCCUGAGUUCUUUUCACAUGAAGCAAGAGAUCUUAUUGAUAAGUUAUUGGACUCCCACUUCCCUGUCGUUCACUUCAUCUUCGGAAAUGCUGGUGCCACAUCAUCUUCGGAAACACAAUCUCAUAUCUCUAGGCUGGCUUCGAUCGACUCAUUCGACUCGAGAUGGCAAGAGUUUCUUGAGCCUGGAGAGGUGAUUGUUAUGAUCUCAAAGCUGAAGAAGCUUCAGAAGCUGACUAACAGGAAAGUGCAACUCAUUCUUACUGACAAGCCCAAAUUGCUUUGCAUGGAUCCCUCCAAAAUGACAGCCGAAGCAAACAUAAUCUGGUCCCACAGUCCCAGUGAGCUUAGCGUCCAAGUAGCGAACUCUUCACAUUUCGAGAUAUGCACGCACAAAAAAGUGAUAUCUUUCGAGGAUGCAAAACAGCGGGCAUGGCAGUGGAAGAAGGCAAUCGAAGGGCUUCAACAUCGUUGAAUCUGCUGCUGUAUCACAGCCUUCCGAAAGCAUGAUACUACUUCCAAAUUACAAGAUUAUUCCCAAA
Molecule: messenger RNA, 1309 nt
Organism: Musa acuminata AAA Group (dessert banana)
Lineage: Eukaryota; Viridiplantae; Streptophyta; Magnoliopsida; Zingiberales; Musaceae
Product: 3-phosphoinositide-dependent protein kinase 1-like
Exons: 9
Coding region: 1-1242 (413 amino acids)
Biological process (GO): peptidyl-serine phosphorylation; intracellular signal transduction
Molecular function (GO): protein serine/threonine kinase activity; ATP binding
Source: RefSeq, a predicted model, not a curated record